Messenger RNA from Ananas comosus (pineapple), 1775 nucleotides. Its product is annotated as meiotic recombination protein SPO11-1. The transcript has 18 exons. Gene Ontology annotation, biological process: meiotic DNA double-strand break processing; meiotic DNA double-strand break formation; reciprocal meiotic recombination. Gene Ontology annotation, molecular function: DNA topoisomerase type II (double strand cut, ATP-hydrolyzing) activity; DNA binding; ATP binding. Gene Ontology annotation, cellular component: nuclear chromosome. NCBI's taxonomy places the organism in Eukaryota, Viridiplantae, Streptophyta, Magnoliopsida, Poales, Bromeliaceae. The record is from RefSeq and is a predicted model, not a curated record. The coding region runs from base 541 to 1563 and encodes 340 amino acids.
CAACCCCGGCUCCCUCUCCUCCAUCCGCGCCUACCUCUACCUCGUCGUCGCCACCGCGUCCCUCCGGAUCGGCGCGCCGCCCUGUGGGCCAACUCCACCUCGUCGACCGGCGACGUAAGCUGCUCCGCCUUCCCUUCUAUUACUCCGAGGCGACAACUCUCCGGCGGCGGUGGCGGUUCGGCAGCUGAGGAGGAGGAGGCGAGGGGAAGAGGACGAUUUUGACGCCGACGCACUGGACUUUGCCGACCCUUUGCCCCUUGACUGAAGCUUUGCAUCCUCAAGCGGAAGUUUGGCUGGGGCAUAAGUGAAGUCCAUUACCUGAAGGUAGCAACAAAGCACCGGGCUAACAUACUCAUCCUCGGUUUUAGUUGGAUAUAUAGUCUCCUCAAAGGUAGUUGUCUAAACCACCAGACGGAGGGUCGCAACUCACAGGUGAUACAUCUUGCCAGCAAAUGUGCAAGUAGCAUUUAUCUUUCUCGAUACUAUUAGGUGGUAACCAGUUGACAAGUGGAAGAGGUAGCUGCUGAGCGAGAUUGGACAAUGGCAGGAAUGAGCUGCACCUCGAAUCGUCCCGACCUGCUGCUCCAAAAGAUCAAAUUUUUUGUCCGUUCACUACUCGAGGACCUCUCCAACAAUCGCUCUACCUGUGUUGCCCUAGAUUGCUACCGCAACUACUGCUCUGAUCCUUCUGGGACUUGUAGUUGCAGUUAUGACUUACCUAGUGGUAAGGAAAUAAUCUCGAUAGAGAGGGAAGCUCAUGCAUACAGAUUGGAUAUCCUGCUCAGAGUGCUACUAAUAAUACAACAACUGUUGCAAGAGAAUAAGCAUUGUUCCAAAAGAGACAUAUAUUACAUUCACCCUUGUGUUUUCAGAGUACAAGCAGUUGUUGAUCAUGCUAUCAAUGAUAUUUGUCUCCUCUUAAAGUGCAGCCGCCAUCAUCUUAACGUGGUUCCUGUAGUAAAAGGUGUGGUGAUGGGUUGGUUAACGUUUGCAGAGGCUGGAAGAAAAUUUCAUUGCAUAAAAAGCCCCAACACUGCCUAUCCGAUUCCAGUGCGCAUUGAGGAAGUGGAAGAUGUUGUAAGUGUCGCCCAUUACAUACUUGUUGUGGAAAAGGAGACAGUAUUCCAGCGUUUAGCUAAUGAUAAAUUUUGUGAAAGAAACCGCUGCAUUGUCAUUACAGGAAGAGGCUACCCAGAUGUCCCUACAAGAAGAUUCCUGCGCUACCUUGUGGAGCAGCUGCAUUUGCCAAUCUAUUGUUUGGUAGAUUGUGAUCCUUAUGGAUUUGACAUUCUAACAACCUACAGGUUUGGCUCUAUGAUUGUUUGGUGUUUUUUUCUUGAGAAAAUGGCAUAUGAUGCGAAGUUGAUGCAUGUUCCUGAGAUACAAUGGCUUGGUGUUUUUCUUUCCGACCUUGAGGAAUACCAACUUCCAGACCGUUGCUUUCUGUGUUUGACACCUGCAGAGAAGAGGAAGGUAGAAGCCAUGCUAUCGAGAUGCUAUCUGAACAAGGAAGCACCACAAUGGAGAGCUGGAAAUCAUGUUGCACAAGGGAUUGAAAUUUGAGAUUGAAGCAUUAUCUGCUUAUUCAAUUUCCUUUUUGUCUGAGUACAUCCCUGCGAAGAUACAACAGGGAAGGCACCUCUGAUUCGUAUGUAUUGUUUUCACAAAACAUGAUUAGAUAAAAAUGGAUUCCGUCUUAAUGAAAGGAAUUACAUCUAAAUACUUGUGUAUUGGAUUUCUUUUCGUUUGAUUAUUUUUCACAUAGUUUUAGAUAA